CCUCCAAGGCUUUGGGAUUCAUGCUUCACUAUGCAUGAACUUUUCUCAAUAUUACUCAUGACUUGUCUCAUACCCUUCAUGGUUUUUGGACUUUUUUUGGGAUCUCCAUUCUAUCAUAUUGGGUUACCAUCACUUGUAAUCCAUGGUUCGAUAGACAUAUCUCAUACCCUUCAUGGUAUUUUGGACUUUUCUCUCUAGGUAAUCCUUUCGUCAAAGGAUAAGCUAGAUUCUGUUAGGAUCUUACAUGAUCCAUCCUCAUUGCUUUUAUCGUUAGGAGUUCUCUUACAGUACUAUGCUGACGACUAAUUUGUCGUCUCUCUUCAUUCUAGAAUAGAUUCCCUUCUUUUGCGAUAGCUGCUAAGCUAUCACAACAAAUCAACUACUGGAGGGAUCGGUCUUCCCCAUAAAGAAAUCACUAGUAAAUACUUGAUCUACUUGUGAAGAAAUUACGAAUGGAUCAUUGUGGUCUUUUUGUUCACACUGAUCCGUUGGUUGCCUCUUUUCCAAAGCCUUUUAAAUUUUUCACAUUCUGGAGGCAGCAUCCUCAGUAUCAGAGUUUGUUGGAGGGUGCUUGGCAAACUGAAGUUAAGGGAGUUCCAUAUUUCCAAUUGUAUCAGAGGUUGAAAGAACUAAAGCUCAAGCUGAAGGGUUUAAAUAGAUCUCAGUAUUAUGAGAUUUCUUCACGGGUAAAGGAGGCUGAAACUAAGCUUGAGGCUUUGCAGCAAGAUAUGUUAGAUGAUCCUACUACUCAGCACUCUAAUGCAGUUUUGGAACAUGAGAAGGUUUGUAGAGACUUGCAGAAGGUUGAAGAGCAGUUUUACAGAUAGAAAUCAAGAAUUAGAAGAAUUAUUGAAAGGGGCUCUAAUACUAAAUAUUUUCAUAGUAUGGUUAAAGUAAGAAACCAUAGAGAGAUUAUUCAAAAGUUGAUUACUGAUGAGGGACUUGUUCUUACUGAGGUAAAGGCUAUGGGUCAACUGGCUGUUGAGUUUUACAAGGGCUUGUUAGGUAGAGCAGACCCUCUGGUUCAGGACACUCCACUAUCCUUUUUUGAGGAUAUGCUCUGACACAAGCUUGAAGAGGGUGAUGUUUACAUGUUGAAUUCUUCUGUUACAAGAGAAGAAAUUAAAGCAGUUUUCAUGGCUAUGGGUAAUGAUAAGGCACCAGGACCAGAUGGAUACACAGCUGAAUUUUUUAAACUGUACUGGAAUGUUGUCGGCAGAGCUGUUGAAGACACUGUGUUGGAUUUCUUCAAGACUUGUGUCAUGCCUCAAUAGGUAAACUCAACUAUUAUAGCUCUCAUUCCUAAGCUAGCAGUGGUGGAUAGAAUGCAAAAUUUUAGGCCAAUUUCGUUUUGCAAUGUUGUUUAUAAAGGAAUCUCAAAACUGUUGGCAAAUAGGCUUUCCCUAGUGUUACCAAAACUCAUUGGGGCUAGUCAAUCUGCAUUUGUUAGAGGGAGACUUAUUAGUGACAACAUACUCAUGGCAACAAAAUUGGUUAAAGAUUAUCACAAGGCCACUGUUUCAUCUAUAUGUGUUCUGAAGAUUGAUUUGAUGAAAGCAUUUGAUUCUGUGGAUUGGAAGUUCCUGUUGAAGGUUAUGAUGGCUAUGAAUAUUUCAUUGAAUUUCAUCAAACUGGUUGAAGCUUGUGUCACAACUCCUAUGCUGAGUGUGGCUUUUAAUGGUGGACUUUGCAGUUAUUUCCCAGCAGGCAAAGGGUUAAGGCGAGGGGAUCCUCUCUCCCCCUACCUGUUUACUAUUGCCAUGGAGGUCUUUUCUUGUAUGUUAGCUAGGUAUGUGUCUCAAGAUUGCAUUCCUUAUCAUCCACGAUGUAAAGGUCUUGGAAUCACUCAUCUCUGCUUUGCGGAUGAUCUCCUGGUGUUUUCCAAUGGUUCAAUUAGGGCAGUUGCUGGGAUUAAGAGGUUGCUUGACAGGUUUUAUCAUGUUUCAGGGCUGAAAUGCAAUAUGGCCAAGUGCUAAUUAUUCUGUGCGGGAAUUUCAGAGGAAGAGCAGAAGUGGAUUUCAGAUUUCACAGGAUUCCCUUUGGAAGAAUUACCAGUAAGAUACUUAGGAGUGCCUCUUUUAUCUGGGAGACUAUCAGCUCAGGACUGUAGCAUCUUGGUGAGUAAAAUAACUAAGAAGAUCACCACUUGGCAAGCCAAAAUUCUUAGCUAUGCUAGGAGAAUAUAGUUGAUAUCCUCUGUUAUCACUAGUGUGUUUCAAUACUGGAUGUCUGUCUUCCUGUUACCAUUGAGGGUCUUAAAGUCGGUUGAAGAUGUGUGCAACAAUUUUCUAUGGGGGGUUGGUUUGGAUGGGAGGAAAAAGGCACGUGUAUCCUGGUCAAGAGUUGCUUUACUAAAAACAGAAGGAGGGUUGUGGAUAAGGGACUUCAAGACAUGGAAUAAGGCUUGUGUUCUUAGGCAUCUAUGGAACUUGCUUGCUGAGGCAGGAUCUUUGUGGGUUGCCUGGAUCCAAAAAUAUAGAGCUAAAGGGCGAGACAUUGGGGAAAUACCUGCAAGCUCUGUCAGUUCGUGGGUGUGGAAGAAAAUACUCAAGUGCCGAGGGAUUGCUCAGUCCCAUAUCACUGGGGUAGGUAAUACUCGUGUUUGGGAUGGGAACUCAUUGAUUAAAUAUUCUGUUAAGUUGAUAUGGUCUUCAAUUCGUGCCCCAUCCUCUACUGUUGAGUGGUGUUCUAUUUUGUGGGGUAAGAAUUUUAUCCCAAAGCAUAGUCUGCUGGUAUGGUUGAUAAUUUUGUAUAGAAUUACAACGAAAGACAAGCUUGAAAGUUGGGAGUUAGCAGGUGAAAUUUGCUGUGUUCUGUGUCCUGGUGGGUCUGAAAGUCGAGAUCACCUAUUCUCUUUAUGUUCAUACAGCACUGAGAUUUUCUAGACAAUGUUAAGAAAAGUCUGCAGAUGGCCUUCUUUCCAGGACUGGUGUUCUCAGUUGCUCUGGGUGACGCAGAGAUGGUCAGGUACAAGUUCGAAAGCUAAGAUUGGCAGAUUGUUAUGGACGAGGUGUUGUGCAUAUAUUUGGCAUGAGAGAUGUACUCUCAUUUAUGGUGCAAGAAGAGUCUCAGAUCCUAUUCAAAUCUCAACUACAGUAGUGCAGGAGCUCCAAAUAUACUCAAGUAGCACAAUUGACUUGCAGAAGAUGGUCAUGGAAGUGCUGGGUUUAUACAGCCAUUUGUUUUGUUUUUUGGAAUUGUUUACUUGCUGGUAUAGGUUUCUUUUGAGUGUAAAGCGUUGACACUUUGAGGGGGAGGCUGCGAGUUGCACCUCCCAGGGCUUCAAUACAACUUUUGAUUAACCAUAAAAAAAAAUACGAAUGGAUCAUCAUUGAGAUUAUCUCCAGUAUGGAUAACUCUGGAAACAUUCAUCGAGGUAAACCAAACUCAUCUUGUUGCGUGCCUAAGUGAUGGUGAACAUCAGCCCAGUCGCAUUUAAACAAUACGACCCUAAAACUACCGUAGUAGUUCAAUUCAAUAAUGUCUGUCAAUCUACCGUAGUAAUUUACUUGUCCUACUUCAGUAACAUUAACAACACCAUUGUUUUGUGUUAAUAGGUCCUUCUCCCUUGACGUAGUAUGGAACCUAAGACCCUUGAUCGAGUAUCCUGAAAACCUUCCUAUAACACGGUUUGGACCUCUAGCAAGAACUUUAAUUUCUUCGGGGACACUUGGAUCAUCCUUAACCUAAAACAUAAUAGAACAGAUGUAUAAGUAAAAGUCCCCUUUUAAUUAUAGAACUUUUAAUUUACAUGGUAAUCUCAGAAGAACUUACUUCUGCCACCAAUUUUGGAACUUUUCAUUUACCAAUUUGUCAAUAUUUUCCCUGCUUAGGUGAGUAUGAUUACAUCGUUUCUUCUUCUCCAUGGAGAUGAAUUUUCUAGGUUACAAAACAAUAAUGAGAUCACUAGAACUUAUAUGACUAUACUUACUGUCGAAAGGUCUCAUCUCGUUGCAAUGUCGCAAAACAUAACGGUGUUCUUGCUGCCAUGAUCUUUCACCUAAGCGGUCAUCUUCAGCCGCUCCUAUAUGCUGCUCUCUAGAACAAAAUUUGUAAUCAAGGCUAUCAUCAUUUGCACAUGCAUCAGGAUUCCUUAUUGGCCUAUUGCAUCAUGUUUCGACUCCUUCUAGAUAGCGUGAAGCAAAUGUUGCACACUCAUCAGAUUUGUAUAUUCAGAAAUCGAUCCUUCAGGACGAGCUCGAUUAUGGACAAAUGACUUCAACCGCAUGAAGUACCUAGGGAAAAGAAAAGGGACAGUUAUAGCUAAGUAGCUAGGAAAAAUGAAGAGUAAAACAAAGACUACUAGCAACUACUGCAGAUAUAUGGGGCAAGCUAAAAAGGAAGCUUUUCUUGGUCUCAACCUAGGGGGGCUUUGUUUUUUGGCAGGCUGGAGGGCAGAAGAAUUAGAUUGGAUCUUAUAAUUUGGAUAGAAUAGAAAGGGAUAUAUAUAUAAUAUGCCAAUAGCAUCCAAACAAUGAUUCAACCGAGGAUUUUAUUCUUUUAACUAGUAACAACAGAUCAUAGGCAGCCUAAUUUAUAUAUCGAUUAACACAGAGAUUUCAAAAUGGAUACAAUGAUUAGCAGUUUGAUGGCAUACCUUUCUAAUGGGUACAUCCAUCUAGAAUGCACUAGUCCACCAAGUCUCACCUCAUCUACUAAGUGAACCAUCAUAUGUACCAUUGCUGUGAAGAAAGAUGGCAGAAAAGUCUUCUCCAAGUGGCAAAGAGUUAUGAUAAUCCAAUUUUGGAUAUUGUCAAGCUCAUUGACAUUUAAGACCUUUGAACACAAUGCUUUGAAGAAAGCAGCAAGCUCAACAACAAUGUAAGUCACUUCAUUAGAAGGACUACAUGCCCUUAUGGCCACCAGAAGGAUGUCCUCAAUCAAGAUGUGAAAGUCAUGACUCUUAAGGCCAUAAAAUUUACAAUUGUCG
Messenger RNA from Linum trigynum, 4930 nucleotides. The record is from the annotation of a GenBank genome assembly. Lineage: Eukaryota; Viridiplantae; Streptophyta; Magnoliopsida; Malpighiales; Linaceae.